Molecule: messenger RNA, 4046 nt
Organism: Girardinichthys multiradiatus
Lineage: Eukaryota; Metazoa; Chordata; Actinopteri; Cyprinodontiformes; Goodeidae
Gene: nyx
Product: nyctalopin
Exons: 5
Coding region: 227-1669 (480 amino acids)
Cellular component (GO): plasma membrane
Molecular function (GO): protein binding
Source: RefSeq, a predicted model, not a curated record
GGGGAAAAACACGUUUUGUUUUUUUAGCACGGUUUCAUGCAGAAGUCUGCUCCUCUUGCUUGGUUAUGCUGUAGAAGGUGGGCCGUAGGGAGUGAUAUGGGAUGGAAAGAAUGGGCAUUUUCAUGCGUAUCUGGAUCGGAAGCUUUAACACACAUGGAUAUAACUCUCUGGAAAGGCCUACAAACCUCCAUUAAUCCUGGCAUGUUCCGGAUGAGAGACAGCAGUAAUGACUACCAUCACUUUCACCGUUUCCGUGCUUUGCCUGCUGCCUCAGUCAGCGUUGGCACGGUGGGCGUGCGUUCGAGCCUGCCCAGCUUCCUGCACCUGCACCCAGGAGAAGAGCUGCAGCGUGCUGUGUGACCGCUCCGGCCUGGCCGAGCUGCCCAAAGAGUUUCCCUGUGAGGCCUCUGCCAUCACCCUGGAGAAGAACCGGCUCAAGUUCCUGUCAGAACGGGCCUUCGGUACCCUGCCCUCGCUGAAGUCUCUAUCUCUGGACCACAACAAUAUCUCUUUCAUUACCCCAGGAGCUUUCAAGGGGCUCUCGAACUUGUUGGAACUGAAAAUGGCUCACAACGAGUACAUCAGCUACCUUCACACACGGACGUUCACGGGGCUGAAAAAGCUGCUGCGGCUGGAUCUGUCGGACUGUAAUCUCUUCAGCAUCCCCGACCGCAUCUUCAUAGAGCAGACUGCACUGAAGGAGCUGCUGUGUUUCCAAAACAACUUCAGGAGGAUCCCAGGGGCCAUCAGGGGCAUGGAGAACGUGACGCACAUCUAUCUGGAGAGGAACAAGAUUGAGGCGGUGGCCUACAAUUCCCUGCUUGGCCUGGGGAGUCUCAGGUACCUGAAUCUCCAGGAGAACCGCCUCAACGUGAUCCAUGACAAUGCCUUUCAGGACCUUGUGUGGCUGGAGAACUUCUACCUCAACGACAAUCUGCUCUCUGAUCUGCCUUGGCUUGCCUUCAAGGGGCUCAGCCGCCUGAAGAUGCUCAACCUCGGGGGUAACCAGCUGACCAACAUAUCUAAGACAUGGUUCAGUGACCUGGUUGAGCUGGAGGUCCUGUACCUGGACAGGAACCAGCUACUGAACAUUGAGGAGGGUGCCUUCGAGAACCUGACCAGCCUGAUCACACUCCACCUAAACAGCAACAACCUGACCACGCUGCCCUUCAGUGUUUUCCAGCCCAUCUACUUCCUGGGCCACCUCUACCUUUUCAAAAACCCCUGGGAGUGCGAUUGCUCCCUUGACUGGCUCAAGCAGUGGAUGGAGAACUACAAGUUAGUGAGGGACAUCCCCUGCGCUUCGCCCUCCUCUGUGGCGGGUCUGGACCUUGGCCAGGUGGUCUUACGCACUGUUAAUGGCACGUGCAUUGACCCCACCGAGCUCAACCUGACUACAGUCUCCACGGAGAUCGUGCCCACCACGGAGAACCGCUUUAACAGCCUGAUCUCCAAGCUGCUCCAGCAGGAGCUCAGGGAGGAGAUGGGGAACAGGACCGAGAGCCUGCGAAACGGGACCUUGCUGGAUUCGGAGGAGAGCCAGCUGUCAGCGGGGGUUGGAGGGCCACGGACUCAGGCCAUCCAGUCACUGCUCUGCUUCACUGUGACGUGGUUCUUCUUUGGUUUAUUUCACCUGUCAGAUACUAAUUUCUGUCUGUACUGCACAUGAGCGCCGAAAAGGACUCCAAAACGGAGUGGUUUUUAUUUUGCUUCUGAGAUAAAAUGUGGUUUCUUUUAUCCAAGGAGGUCUGAAGGCUUGUUCUCUAUUGUAGGAAUUCCUGCUGCCAAACGUUGGCUUCAGGACGUUCUUUCUGCUGAGGUGUUAGUGUAGUAAUAGCAAGCACUGUUGCUAUGCAAAGUUAUUUGUAACCGAAAUUCCAGUGUACAAACAAUCCUGACUUGAUGUCUAAUAAGAGGUUUUGAAAAAGUAUUCAGCUCCUUCCAGAUUUCUUCUUUCUUCUUUUGUGUCUCAUGUAAAUGCUUGAGAUCAAUAAACUCAACAUGAAAAGUAAUUACCCCCUAAACGUAACGACUUGUUGGACCACCCUUGUGGGCAAUAACUGCCAUCAAGCGUUUCCUAUUCUGUAAGUGGCAAAAUAGUUGUAAUUCACCCACAAUGGAGAGUGUCUGACCAUGGAUAGCUUUUUUAAGGUCCUGUCACAGCAUCUCAAUAGAAUUUAGAUUUAGACACUGCCUAGGCGUCUCCAAAGCCAUUCAGAGAUGGCGGUGCUAGUGUGUUUGUGUAAUUUCCCUGUUACGCAACCCACGUGCGCUUAAGCUAAAGGUCACUAAUUGAUGGCUGAACAUUCUUCUUUAGGAUUUUCAGCUAGAGGGCAGAAUUCAUGGUUCCAUCAAUCACUGCAAGUUAUCCAAGUCUGAAGCAGCCCCAGAUCAUCACACCACCACCACCAUGUUUGACUGUUGAUGUUCUUUUUCAGAAAUGCUGGGUUAGUUUUAUGCCGUAUCCAUCAGGACACACCACAGAAUAUUUUCCCAGAAGUCUUGGGGAUCAUCAACAUGUUUUUUUAGCAAACGGGUGAUGGGCCUUUAUGUUCUGAUUGGUCACCAGUGGUUUUGGCCUCAGAACUCUUAUAGAUAUCAAAACUUCCAGUCUCCUUCUUAUGGUUAAAUCCAUAAUGACAAGUAAGACUUUAGAUUUUGUUCUGGGUUCUAUUGUGACCUUUGAGAUGAGUAUUUGAUGGUUUGGUGGAGUAGUUUUCAUAGGUUGGCAACUCCUGGAAGGUUCACCACUGUUCCAUGUUGUCUCCAUAAUGGUUCUAACUGUGGUUAACUGGAGCCCAAAGCUUUAGACAUGGCUUUAUGACAGAAGUUAAUGACUUAGUUCAUCUGUUGUAGACUUUCAUCAGAUCGAAGGAUGAGGUUUUGCUUUUUGAGAUCUUGUAGCCUGCUUCGUGUUGUCAAACAAGUUCCUUCUUGGUGACUUCUCAUUUGUACAGGACUGAAAUUAAUUAGACUGGAUGUCCUUAGUGAAACUGAAUUUAGCUUUUCCAAAAAUGUGUUUAAUCACAUGUAGUUCAUGAUCUAAGGAAGGCUGAUUUGUGUUUCCAAAAAGGCCUGGUUGGUCUGGAUCAGCUUUUUACCUUAAUGAAGUCAUCAUUUUAGAACUGCCCUUUUUAUUUUUGUCUGAUAUUAAAAUGUUUCCAAGGGAUUGAACAAUUUAAUUGGGACAAAAAAGCAAUCAGAAGAAAUAUAUGAGGUGACAAAUACUUUUUCACAGCACUGUAUGAACUUUUCCAUACCAAUUCUGUAUGGCUGCAGGAUUUAUUUCAUUCACGUGUCAGAGGGAUGAAAACAAAUCUACUUGUGGACAGCCAGUUUUCUCUUGCAUAAGGCUCAGUUUUAAUGUAAAUGAUGUAAUAGUUCUAGCAUCACAGUGUAUAAUGGGAGCUUUCUGUUUUCUGUAUCUUGAUUCACAUCUGUGUGUAACAUUAAAGGAGAUAGGAGCUCCUGUAGUUAUCUCCUGAACAGAUGUCCUCUUUGCCCACUUCUCUUCAUUCUGCUCCAAACGCAGGCUCUGCAGCCUUUCCAUAAAUGCAAUAAUCUUCUUACUGCAUGCAGCUGAGUGGUGUUGUUACUUGUGGAUACUACAAUGGGAUGGAGAGACUGUUUCACUGCUCCUGCCUCCUAUGGAUGGACUAUUUCCAAGUCUGCUGGGCUUGUGGAGUGAGUCGGAAAGACUACAAGUAUAAAUCCUUUCCAGCAUAAUGCAGUGUUCAUAUUGUACACAGUGUUGUGUGCUGUGUAGUUUCCAAAGCUUAAGGAUGUCCUCCUUUAAUAUCUGCCACUGCUUUUCUUUUUAACUUGAUGAAUCAGUAGUUUGGGUUCCAGUUCAGCUCUCUUUUAGGAGCAAAGCUCUGUGACAUGGUAUAUUUUUUAUAAAUAAAAAAACAUUGCUGCUGAAUUCACCACAUGAUUAUUCACUGAUUCCCUUUCAGCCUCGCUUGAGGAACUGACCCGUUUUAGAGGUGAACUCCAGUUAAUCUGCGUGCCAGCCUGUUGGCCUGUUAAAGUAGGAUUAGGCUGGG